AUGCAGACACUCACUGCAGUGACAUUGGUGUGGUUUGAAGCCUCUGGUCUCUGCUACACCAGCAACGCUGGGGCAGUCCUCACUGGGACUCUUCCUGGACAUUCUACUGCUGCCCUGUGUUAUCCUCUGCCGUUCUGCAUCCUCAGGAUACCCACCUCCGUGCUGCGGAAGAUCACAGACGGGAUGGAUAUUGGUGUGGACCAAUACAUAAGCCUGAUUCUGGGCCUGAUUAGUUGCAGGGUUUGUCAGCCAGUCAGCUUUCCGCUGUAUUCAAGGCCAGGGCAGCUCAUAGCUCUUCUCCAAGGAAGAGGACGACGCGACAGUGGCCAUUUCCUGCUCAAAAUCCAGGGCAACGUCCCCAUCAGCAAUGAGCGGUUCCGGUGUCCAGAGGCUCUCUUCCAGCAUUCCUUCCUGGGCAUGGAGUCCUGUGGCAUCCACGAGACCACCUUCAACUCCAUCAUGAAGUGUGGCGUGGACAUCCACAAGGAUCUGUAUGCCAACACAGUGUUGUCCGGUGGUACCACCAUGUACCCAGGCAUUGCCGACAGGAUGCAGAAGGAGAUCACAGCCCUAGCGCCCAGCACGAUGAAGAUCAAGAUCAUCGCUCCCCCUGAGCGCAAGUACUCGGUCUGGAUCGGCGGCUCCAUCCUGGCCUCACUGUCCACCUUCCAGCAGAUGUGGAUCAGCAAGCAGGAGUCCGACGAGUCGGGCCCCUCCAUCGUCCACCGCAAAUGCUUCUAGAUGGACUGAGCAGGUGCCAGGCAUCUGCUGCAUGAGCUGAUUCUGAAGUAUCAAUUUGCCCUGGCAAAUGUACAC
Messenger RNA from Chionomys nivalis (European snow vole), 816 nucleotides. RefSeq names its product actin, alpha skeletal muscle. Lineage: Eukaryota; Metazoa; Chordata; Mammalia; Rodentia; Cricetidae. The record is from RefSeq and is a predicted model, not a curated record. The coding region runs from base 1 to 741 and encodes 246 amino acids. The transcript has 2 exons.